Molecule: messenger RNA, 537 nt
Organism: Gossypium arboreum
Lineage: Eukaryota; Viridiplantae; Streptophyta; Magnoliopsida; Malvales; Malvaceae
Product: 2-oxoglutarate-dependent dioxygenase 21, chloroplastic-like
Exons: 3
Coding region: 1-537 (178 amino acids)
Source: RefSeq, a predicted model, not a curated record
AUGGCUCACUCGGUUGGGAUGCUUGGUCUCCAUGAUUAUUCCUUCAUGGAUGAAAUCCCCACAAUUGAUAACUCUUUGUUGUUUCCCAAGGAUCAUAAUGAACCGGCUAAGUCCUUGGAACACCUUGGAAAAGCAUGCCAAGAAUUCGACCCAGUCUUUUUUGUUUCCCUUGUACAAGAUGUUAACGAGGGCCUUCAAAUGCUCUCUCAUAAAGCAAAUUGGAUCACUGUUAACAUACCUCGAAACACCAUUUUCGUCGGUAUUAGGGAUCAUCUUGAGAUAUUAACCAAUGGGAAGUACAAGAGUCAUAUACAUCAAGUGAUCCUGAAUAACAACAAAGUGAAAAGAAUCUCAACGGCGACACUUCAUGGACCUUCAUUGGACACAUUUGUAGCCCCAGCACCAAGGUUAAUUGAUAAGUCUCACCCACCAACUUACCGAGGGAUGACCUACAAGGAAUCCUUGGAGUUCAAUGGUUUUGAUGAAAUCGAUAUGCAGUCAUCCCUUAUUCAGCUUCGAAUGCCACUCUCUCACUAA